CGGUGGUGGUGGAAGGGACAGAUUGGAGCGACCCUGGAGAUGUUUAGAGACGGAACGGUGGGAUGGAUGUUUUCGGGGACGGAGAGGGGGUGGAGGAUUUCUGGGGCGAGUACGGCUGGCCGACGGAGCGUGGGGAUUGUGAUCCUGGCCGCCACACACGGGACGUGGACCUUUCAUCGGGGCACGUGCUGUGGACGGCGGGACAGUCAGCAAGUGGGAGUGGGCUGCCAGGAUGGAGCGCUGCACCGGGGGAGGGGGAGAGGCUGGCAUCCUCCGUUGAUCGUGCUUCCACCGUUGCAGCAUGUGGUACCACAGGGGGGUGUGCCACGAUGCAUAGGUCGAAAAGGGGCCCUGGAGUGCGUGCUCGACGUCUGGUACUGGACGGGCCACCUUCAGUUGUUCCAAGGGUGCAUGGCGCUGGCGGAGCAUCCAAAGGAGUGCGUGACACGGCAACAGGUGUGGAUGGUGGUCGUGAUUCACCAUGCCCUUUCAGUGAUUUUGUCGAUUUGGGAGCGCCUCCUACUGAGACUCCUUCUCGGGGCGACACAUCCCCAGCCAUGGGCGAUAUCUUGGGCCAGAUCGCCGAGGUCAUGUCGUGCAGCUUCACACCUGGUAUGAGCAGGGAGCUCGACGACUCCCCUUCUCAUGGCAUGGAAGGAGUAGGGGACGGAGUGAUGGCCGAUGACGACACGACACCCCCGGGAGAGACGGCUUCGCGGAGGCAGGACAGGUUGGACAGUAGGCGAGUGCAACUUGUUGCGCGCGCCUGCCAAAUCACACAAGAACUCUCAUGCAGGGCGCAGAAGGAGAGCAAUCUUGAGAUUGGCGCUCGCACGCGUGAUGAGUUGGUUGGUGCAUUGGUCAUGGAGCCAAAGUCGAGGGGCGAUCGGUCAAUCGCUGUAGAGAUGGAGAGGGAGGUGGUGUUGCCCACGGCGGGUGACAUUGGCACCACAAAUCCGCAAACUUGUCCCGGACUAGAGGACAUAUUGAUGAGCCGGUCGCCAGACGUUGAUGGCCCAUUGGGCUGCCCGACGAGCGGAGGGACGGAGGAAGCAGUCGCGACAAAGACCUGCGGAUCUGAGGUUGGGCCGCCAUAUGACAUCGCUACCGGUGCAGGGCAGGCACAUGAGGACGUUCGUUUACGAGUUGCCCAGGUAGCCGCAUCCACCCAUGCAGUUGUGGGUGGAGCGGAGGGGUUGACCACUGUUGAGGUUGGUGGUUACGUAGACACCGACACAGGUUGUGCAGCAGCGUCGGCAGCAGCUGCUGACGAGGGCGUGAUGAUGGCACCAGCAGUACAUGGAUCCGCGCCUGGCUUGCCACGACAGCGACGAUCACCAUCGCACGUCGACGUCGCUGCAUCGGUGUUCGAGCGACGUGUCACUUCCGCUGACGUUGAUGGCCCCGUGGCCCCCGAUGCUGCUCGUGACGUCCACUCAGAUGAGCCACCGACACCGAGAUACGGUUUGAGACAGGCGUCACAUAUAUUGGGGGAGCGUGUGCAGAGAGUUGGUGCCCGUGGCGGUCUGGUUGGAGCAGCGGGGGGACGGAGCGAGGGGGACACGUCUAGGGUUGAGGGCCUGCCCAUGAGGCCUGGCACCCGUCGCAAAUCGGACCUUGCUACAGCUUCGCAAGUGGACGCGAGGAAAGGAGGACAGGUGAUUUUGCACGACGACAGCACCGACUGCGCAGCCACACGCCUUGGCACACGGCAGCGGCGAGCACGGGCUGUGCAGGCACGACGACCAAGCACCCCGCCAAAGGCCAUGGAUGCAGAGGCAAGCGAGGACGAGGCCGAUGACGAUAGCGGUACGGAGAGUGACAAUGCCGACACAGAGGGCGAGGAGAGCAUAGAGGAGAGCACUGAUAAGGAGACCGACGUCGACGUCGAUGACGAGAGCGACGACGAGGGCAGCGACGACACCGACGACGACGGCGGAGACCAGCGCGAUGCCGACAGUGAGGACGGCCCCAUUAGAGGAGAGUGAUUGCAGGUUUUGUAUUUCUUGGAGGUUGGACGCCCUGGUUGCCGAUGGAGGUUUUUUUUUAUGUUUUUUUUUUGUUUUUCCAUACUGCAUACCAUGUU
This is a messenger RNA of Chara braunii, 2086 nucleotides long. The record is from the annotation of a GenBank genome assembly. Lineage: Eukaryota; Viridiplantae; Streptophyta; Charophyceae; Charales; Characeae.